CGUUCCUCUCAGACAUGUGGCUCUGUCACUCAGCUGCAGAGCACCAGCACACACUGAUUUUCCACUGUGUCUUCUUUUGCCCUCCUCUUCCUCGUCUGCAGCCGGGACCUGAACACUAUCCCUGACUCGGGUGGAGGUUAAUUACCAUUUUACGAGAGGUUUGGAGUAGUUUAAAAUCUUUCAAAAUGGCACCAAUGAGAGCCUGGUCACUCGGGCUCCUGCUGGUCCUCCUGUGCUCCCCCCAAAUUCCCCUUCCUGGUGCGGUGAGUGCUCAGGAUGUGGAUGAAGAGGAGGAAGAUCAACAUGACAAGCAUACUGAAGAAGAUGAAGCUGAGUCUGAAGAUGCCAGCGAAACAGAUGAAGAGAUAAGUAAGGAGAAGGAGGAUGAAGCUGGAACUGAUGAUGAGGAGUUGGAAGAAGAAGAGGAGGAAGAAAAUGCAACAGAAGAAGACGAGGAAGAGGAGACUGCCGAUGAUGACCAGGAAGAGGAGGAGGAGGAGGAGGAGGAGGAGGAGGAUUCAGUGAAGGAAGAGGAGGCCUCUGAUGACAAUUCAGAAGAAGAGGAAACUUCUGAUGAGGAAGAGGAAGCAGGGGAGGAUGAGGAAGAAGAUGAGGAUGAGGAGGCUGUAGAGGAAAAUGAGGAUGAAGAGGCUGCUGAAAAUGAAGAUGAAGAUGAAGCAGAAGCUAGUGAGGAUGCCGUGCAGGAAAAUGAAGCGGAUUCGGAUGAAGAGGAAUCUGAAAAUGAAGAGGAGGAGGAUGACAACAACGAGGAACAGAUAGCUGAUGAAGAGGAGGUUGGCACAGCCGAAGAAGCAGAAGAUCACACCAAUGAGGAUGACUCUGAUGAAGAGGAGAUCCGCGGUGACACAGAGGAAGAGGAGUCACAGAGUGACAGCAAGCAGUUCCACUCCAGCUCUCUGUGUAGUGUUUGCUCCGUAUGUGAGCACUGCUCCAGCUGUGAUAAGUGUCCGUGUGAAGAGGGUGAUGAGUCGGACCAUUGUCAACACUGUGAUAUCUGCUCGUCAUGCUACGUUUGCCCCAUUCUGUGUGACACAGUUUGCACUCCAGGUGGCCUCGUUGAUGAACUAAGUGGAUCCAUCUUUCAGACUCUUUCGUCAUUACUUUGAGGAGGAUGCUGUCGUCCAGCUGCUCUCACACAUCAGCAGCAGUGAACUCGUCACUCAUUUAGCACUCAAAUAAAUUAUUUACUUUAGACAUUUUAAUUGUUUUUUCUGGGUUUUUAAUGUUCUUUAGUUGGGGGAUUUGAACGAUGCUAGCAGCAAAACAGACAAAUUAAGCUUGAGCUACAGGAAAAAACAAGUAAAAUUAGCACAUUUGAAUGGAGAUUUUAAGAAAACUAAACCCAAAACACAUUUUUUUAUUGAGAUUCUGUUUUAUAAAGACUUUGGGAUGCCUCACAGGAAACUGCAGUGUAGGUUUCAGCACCAAAAAGGGAUUUUUAGAAACCUUUGAGCAUUGAAUAUAUUCCAAUCAACUCUCUUUUGAGGAAUUUUUGUUCCUCUUUGCAUCUAAACAAAAUGAUUAUGAGGAGCAUUAAUGAGUUUUGUGGACAGUUAACCAGUUGUGUGGUGCGUUUUUCUGUAAUUUCUCCAACAAUUUCAGCUCUUAUUAAUAAUAAAGGGAACUUUUUCGGCAAAAAGAGAAGCGGAUGGAUUGAUCUGGGUCAUAACCUUAGAAAAGUGUUUUAAAAAUCUAGUUCUACGUUUUUAGCAUUAAAUUAAAGCAACUUUUACACCGAAAUGUUAAAAAACCUGCAACAUUUACUCCUAACCGAGCAGAAAAAAUGAGAUAAAUUACAAAAAAUAAAGGACAAAAGCCACUUUAGGAAGAAACCUCCAUCAGCAGAAGGUUUGUUAUCCAGUGAAGGUUUGUUUUUAGUAACAAUAAAGUCUUCUUUGUUAAAUAGGAACUGGAAGCAAAAACAGGACAGAGUCUUCUGUGCAUGUCCCAUAAAUAUAAACAGAGACAGGGGUUUGUGCCAGGAAAACUAACUUUUUCUCUGUGAAACUUUUGACAAAAUAUCAGUGCAGAAAUAAGCUGUAAAGUGAGAUCAUGACCCCUGUUAUCUGCUUUUUAAACGAGAAAUUUAAAAACAAAAUCAGGGGAGAGGUUCGACUAGAUCACGAGGAGGUGAAGGACAGAAACCGGUUCAUUAGGCAGAGGAUGCAAACACAAACAGAAGUCAUAUUACUCUAAACAGUCGUGACACGUAACCCAACGACAAGAGAAAGUGAUCAAAAAUCUACCUUAUUUCUUAUGUUUUUAUUUUACUUUAUUACGUUUUCUGAGUCAAAUACUUAAAUAGAUUAAAAAACAUAAAUGAAUGCAUUGCAAACUUUCAGAAUGUUAAUUAAAGUGGAAUUAAAAAAGCACAAACUGAGUUAGAGCUGCCAAAUAAAUUAUAUAAUAAAAGAAAACAUGGAAAAUCACCUCCUGUUACAGCAGUGAGCCUUCACAAAAGCUUCAUUAACCUUUUCAGGUAUCCGUUUGCUGCACCCUCCAUACCUUAAAAGGAUGAAAGUGACCUGCUUGACAUGUUGUUUUGGAACCAGAAACUGAUGUAUGUUCGCCUUUUGUCGUCCACUUUUUUUUUGUUCGCUGAGACAAUAAUAAAAAGAAAUAUCCCAUGA
This is a messenger RNA of Oryzias melastigma (Indian medaka), 2651 nucleotides long. RefSeq names its product histidine rich calcium binding protein (gene hrc). The record is from RefSeq and is a predicted model, not a curated record. The transcript is spliced from 7 exons. Gene Ontology annotation, molecular function: calcium ion binding. The coding region runs from base 186 to 1127 and encodes 313 amino acids. NCBI's taxonomy places the organism in Eukaryota, Metazoa, Chordata, Actinopteri, Beloniformes, Adrianichthyidae.